GGCAUGACACUGUGCAAAACCUUACUCUGAUAGUCCCUUAUCUGCUCUGGGUCUCAGUUUCCUUUUUAUAAAAUGGAGACAUUGUCCUAAAUUAUCUCUAAGAUCCUGGGACCCCUAAGAACGAAGCACCAGCUGAAAGAGGUGACUCGAAGGAGGUUGAAAGGACUGAUUCACAACUCUCGGGGAGAAAGGCAACCCUUGGGAAUAAAGGUUCGGGUGGGGCUGUAGUCCGGCUUACUAGGAAAUGCCAGGCGGGCGAAUGGGAACCAGGGAGGGAACAGCUUGAAGCCUUUGACAUAGUUCCUGCUGGAGGGGCGGGGUGAGCGCUCACCCUUUAGUUGCUGCCAAGAACCGUGUUUGCUUUGGACCGCUCCCUAUUGCGCUCUCCUCUUUCUACUAGGAGGAUACCGGCUGUAGCUGACUCAGUUCGACCGCACAGGUCCCUUAACACUGAAAUGGCAAACUUCCAGGGCCAUGCCCUCCCAGGGAGUUUCUUCUUGAUCUUUGGCAUCUGGUGGUCAUUGAAAUACUCAUUCCGAUACUUAAAUCAGAAAGGAAAAAGUAGAAAGAUGAACUACUACUAUCGGAAGAUUGAAAUCAUCGAUGGAGGAAUGAGGGUCUUCUUUGCUGCAGUUGGGAUCCUUGCAGAGCAGUUUGUUCCAGAUGGCCCUCAUCUGCACCUGUACAAUGACCAUGACUGGAUAAAACUGAUGAACUGGCAACAUGGUACCAUGUAUCUGUUCUAUGGGAUUUCUGGCCUCAUGGACAUGCUCACUUUUCUUUUCCCCGUUGUUCCUCUGGGGCUGGACCGGCUUCUGAUGUCUUUGUCUGCAGUCAUUGAAGGAAUUCUCUUCUAUUAUCACGUCCAUAAUCGGCUACCAUUGGACCAGCAUAUCCACUUUCUUCUGUUAAUUACGGUGAUUGGAGGAGCCACUUCCACCUUGAUUGAAGUUUUCCUCAGGGACAAUAUAGUCCUGGAGCUCUUCCGAGCCAGCCUCUGCAUUGCCCAUGGCUCCUGGUUCUGGCAAAUUGGCUUUGUGCUGUAUCCACCUUCUGGGGGUCCUGCGUGGGACCAAACAUCUCACAGUAACAUCAUGUUUAUCACCAUGUGUUUCUGCUGGCACUACCUGGUUGCCAUAAUCAUUGUAGCCAUCAACUAUUCUCUGGUUUGUGGUUUAGUAAAUCGUUUGAAGAGAUCCAGAGGUGAAGAAAACAUUGGGAUCCAAAAGUUGACAUCAGGUUCCAAUCUUCAUGAAGCACUUCUGAAUGACACAGAUGAGGAGUAAGGCUCAAGGAUUGAGGAGACCUAUGAACACAAGCAGUUGGAGCAGAUACCUUCCCUUCCCUCCAUGUAUCUCAUUCUCAGCCAUGCAAUAACUGUGCAGCUCACAGGAAAUGUACAGCCCUCACAGUUGCCCAUCUUCAUUCUUAUACUUUGCAAAAUUGUGGAAUCCAAAAGGAGAACACUGGCUUUUGAAAGACAAAGACUGAAAUUAUUCUUGUCUUCUUAAAACACACUGACACUUGUUUGUGGACUGAGACACAGUACAGAAAUGGUUACACCUUUUGCACUCCAUCUAGUCCUUCUGACUCGCUGAGUCAUUGGGAUAGGGGCUAUUUUGUCUAGUAGAAAAAUAGGAAUUGUAUUUAUACUCAGGGAUAGAAAGUUUGGCUACCUAAUGUGUAUUUUUAUUCCCAAUUAUCCAGGACCAGCUUAGGGGCCUUCUGUAUGUCUCAGUGAGUUGAUUUUUUAAAAAAUUACAAACCAAGUCUCUAUUGGUGUGGUAUCAUUUGUAUUCAAAGGUUAAAGAAAUUAUUUAUAUAAAGAGUAAACCACAGUAUGCUGUUUGGGAAAAGAAAGUAUUAUAUUUGGGCUCUCAAAACAAAGAUUAGUCAGUCAUUCAGUAAGCAUUUAUUAAGCACCUACUAUGUUCUAGACACUAUGCUAAGUGCUGAGGAAGGAAAAAAAUUCUUUGACUUCAAGGAGUUCACAAUCUAGGGGGAAAUAACAGCAAAUAUAUACCAACAAGCUAUUUAUAAAGAUAAAUAGAAAAUAAUUAAAGAAGGGAAGGUAAAAGAAUUAAGAGGAGUUGGGAAGGCUUCCUGUAGAAUUAUGGAAUUUAAACUGAGACUUGAAAAAUGCUAACUAAGGAAGCAAAGAGAUGAAGAUAGAGAGGGAGAGCAUUCCAGGCAUUGGGGACAGCCAUAGAAAAUGCCCUAGAGAUGGAUAUUGCUAGAAAUAAAUUGACGUGUUCAUAGAAUAGCAAAGAGGCAAGUGUCCCUGGAUCAAAGAAUAUCCAUCUGGCAGUGAAUAAUUGCAAAAAUAGGUGAGAACUAAGUUAUGAAGGGCUUUGAACACCAAACAAGAUCUUGUGUUUGAUUCCAAUGGUGACAGGGAGCCAAUGGACAUCUGCACUUUAGGGAAAUUUCUCUGGUGGCUGAAUGGAGAAUGGGGAUAGACUUAAAGCAGGCAGUCCUAUCAAUAGGUUAUUAACAAUAGUCCAAGCAUGGGGCAAUGAGGGCCUACUCAAUGUGGUGGCCUUAUGAGAAGAAGCCAUAUUUAAGAGACGCAGAGGUGAAAUCAGCAGACCAUGGAAACAGAUUGGUCAUAGGAGUAGGUGGAAUAAGAGACUGUGAGAAUUUAAGAAUGUUAGGUUUUGCACCUAGAGAACUAAAAUGAUGGUGCCCUCAACUGUAACAGAAGUUUGGGAGAGGCAGAGGCUUUAGGGGGGAAAGACAAUGAAGUUGGUGUUGAACAUGUUGAUAUGGAUGGAUAUAGGAUGUCUAAAAGGCAACUAUAGAUGCAAGACACAGAUAGAUCAGUAGAGAGUUAGGACUAGAUAAAUAUAUUUGAAAAUCAUCAAUAUAGAGAUAUAAUUAAAACCAGGGGAAUAAAUGUCAUCACCAAGUAAAAUAGUGUAGAAGAGAAGGCCUAAGAUUCCAGAUCAUGUGAAUAGCAAGAUGGGAGACUAGAAUUUUUAUGAUCACCAUAAUCUCUCAUACCUCUUCAAAACGGAAAUUAUAUGUGAAAGGCAAAGCAACUUCAGCAGUCCUGAAAGCCUAGGGCACCCAUAAUGCCAAAUACAGUUAAAGAAAACAAAAUAUCCCAUGAAUUUACACUCAGUGACCUCAAACUAACUUAAUCCCCUUUCCCUCCCACCCAUGACACUGGGAAGGAGGAGACAUUAGUAGAAUGAAGAACUCAACACAUGGGUCAGAGCAUGCAACAAUCCCUCCCCCAUUACGAGCCCCCCUUCCCUCUUUCCAGUGCCAUGAAGAUACUGCUGCAGACUCUAGAAAUUUGGCAGUAAUAACUCUACCACAACCUUUCAGAAAUAAAAACCUGUCAAGAACCAUAACUCUAUAGUUACAGUACGGCAAAGCUCUGAACCAGGGAAACAACUCCGUAAUACCAGAAAAGCUAGUCCUGGGACAAACAAGCCCAUAGUACCAGUGCUGCAAAGCUCAGAACUGCCAGUGCUGGGCCAAAGAACUAAGGAAGAAAGGGAACAAGAUAGGACAUGACAAUAGAACAUUGUGUGUAUGAAGGUUGUAUGGCACUAGACUAAGCCAGAGGAAACCAUCACAGCAUUAAUCUGGGGACAAUUCUUUCCAUCCAAAAAUUAUUUGGGGCAGAGACGUAGGCUGGUGAACCAUGAAUUAUUCAGCUAUGGCAGAGCCUGGGUCGCUUUGAGAUUUACCCCUUAGGUAAAUCAAACCCAGAGGAGAGACAUUUAGAAAGUGAAUGACUAGGGAAAUAAGGAAGUGGGAACUGGAAGACUGAAAUUUCAAGAAAAAGAAAAAUCAAAGACCUUCAACACAAGCAAAUAACAAGGAAAGCCAUAAUAAUAGAAGGAGAUACGGAUUCUAGAUCUUGUAAAAAACGUUCAGGAACCUAGAAUUGCAAAACAUAGGAAAAAUGAUCCUCCUCUUGAUGACACAGAGAACCCUGUGGAAUGUGAGAAGAACAUGGAACCACAGCACACUGUUCCCUGAGUGGUUUGAAAAAGAAAUGAGAAUUUAAGAGCACAAUUGAUGGCUUGCACAGAAAAAAUAAUGCACAGAAUAGAAGAACUGGAACUUGCAAUGGCAAGCCUGACAAAAAAAACAAAAACAAAGAGGCAA
Molecule: messenger RNA, 4125 nt
Organism: Sarcophilus harrisii (Tasmanian devil)
Lineage: Eukaryota; Metazoa; Chordata; Mammalia; Dasyuromorphia; Dasyuridae
Gene: TMEM45B
Product: transmembrane protein 45B
Exons: 6
Coding region: 456-1286 (276 amino acids)
Source: RefSeq, a predicted model, not a curated record